Messenger RNA from Mytilus trossulus (common blue mussel), 1408 nucleotides. RefSeq names its product carboxypeptidase B-like. The record is from RefSeq and is a predicted model, not a curated record. Gene Ontology annotation, molecular function: zinc ion binding; metallocarboxypeptidase activity. Bases 99 to 1373 code for a protein of 424 amino acids. The transcript is spliced from 12 exons. Lineage: Eukaryota; Metazoa; Mollusca; Bivalvia; Mytilida; Mytilidae. Gene Ontology annotation, biological process: proteolysis.
GAGGUGUCUGACCUUUUGACUGCCAACUUACGUUUCGAUAGUUUAUAUCUGAUCCUGAUAAGAAGUUACGUUACUUUGGGACAUUUCAUUUGAUCAGCAUGAGGAGUUUCUUCCUGUUCUUGCUGUUGGCAGUUACGUUUACAACCGGACUACCAUCUAGCAAGAAAAGAUUCGAUGGGAAUCAGGUGCUUCGUAUUCUUCCAAAGAGUUCGGAUGAUAUUCUGAAAAUUGUAGACCUGGGUAAAAAAUACAAUGUUGAUAUUUGGAACAUACCAAAGUCCCUCAAUAGUACACUGGAUAUUCAUGUUGACGCACAUAAUCUCAAGGAAUUUGUGGCAGAACUGAAAUCCCUUGGAACCAAUUACAUGACAUGGAUUAAAGACCUACAAAAACUAAUCGAAAAUGAAAAUGUCCAUACUUCACACGUGAAAUCCAGAGCAGCAGCUAGCUUUAGUUUGUCACAUUAUCAUUCAAGUUUCCAGAUCUCCAAUCACUUAGAUGCCGUGGCAUUAGCAUCUCGUUACGCAACUGUACACACUGCUGGUCAUAGCGUUCAAGGAAGGUCGAUCAAGUAUCUAAAGGUCAGCUCAGGGGGGUCAAAGAAAGCGAUAAUAAUCGACGGAGGUAUACAUGCUAGAGAAUGGAUUUCUACUGCUGUUGUAAUGUACAUCAUCGAUCAGCUCACCAUGAAUCAUGAUAACAACCCAGAGAUAACUUCAAUGUUGCAGAAAUUUGACUGGUACCUUUUACCACUGAUGAAUCCAGAUGGAUACGAGUACUCAAGAACAAAUAAUAGAAUGUGGAGAAAGAAUCGAGCAUCCUCUCAUAGCGUAACAGGGACAUGUACUGGUGUUGAUCUCAAUAGAAAUUUUGGAUUUCACUGGAAUCCAGCGGUCGGCGGAAGCAGAGAUGAAUGUGAGGAGACAUUUGCUGGAACUAAAGCUUUCUCAGAACCAGAGGCCCUAGCAGUAGGUCAUUUGAUGCAAAGUCUUAGAGGUCAGGCAAUAGCCUACCUUAAUUUGCACUCUUAUGGACAGCUGUGGCUUUGGCCAUGGGGAUAUACUACUAGUCUUCCUUCUGAUUUGGCAGAUCUGAAACACAUGGCUGGGCGAGGAGUUUCUGCUAUCUACCCUUCCCAUCAUGCCUAUUACACCACUGGCGGUGAUGCAACAGAUUUAUAUCCAGCUGCUGGAGGAGCUGACGACUUCGCUAAAGGUGGCGCUGGUAUUAAAUAUUCAUAUACCGUAGAAUUACGGGAUACUGGACGACAUGGCUUUGUUCUACCAUCUAGCACUAUCAUCCCAUCUGGGGAAGAAACAUUGAAGGGAAUUAUAGCAUUUGCCAGCGAACUGUUUACAUAUGAAAGACUUUAGAAAAGUGUCUCUGCUAUUAAAUGUGAUAUUCUCGA